Molecule: messenger RNA, 2124 nt
Organism: Dichotomopilus funicola
Lineage: Eukaryota; Fungi; Ascomycota; Sordariomycetes; Sordariales; Chaetomiaceae
Product: copper amine oxidase 1
Exons: 4
Coding region: 1-2124 (707 amino acids)
Biological process (GO): amine metabolic process
Molecular function (GO): quinone binding; copper ion binding; primary methylamine oxidase activity
Source: RefSeq, a predicted model, not a curated record
AUGUCUACCCCAAGAGAUACCGCUACCAAGACCAACUCCCAUCCCCUCGGCCCGUUAUCCCCCUCUGAAAUCACCCAUACCGCCGCCCUAGUUCGGUCGUGUUGGCCUAACUCAAUCGACUGCCACUUCAAAAUCGUCACACUCCAAGAACCUUUGAAAUCCGAGCUUGCGCCCUAUCUUGUGGCCGAGCGAGCAGGUGGAAGUCGCAAUGGACUCCCAAAGAUUGAUCGGAGGGCAUUCGUGGUGUAUUAUCUCCGGGGGACGCACAACCUCCACGAAGCCGUUGUGAACCUGACGCAAAGCAAAGUCGAAGCCAACGUCAAACUGGGCCCGUUCAUGCACCCCAACGGUGAUGGCGAGGAGAUCAUUGCGGUUGAGAAGGCGCUGCUGGCCCACCCAGAUGUGCAGGCUGAACUUGCAAAGCUGAAGCUCCCGGAGGGCACUGUAGUGGUCGCUGACCCAUGGCUAUACGGCACCGACGGCAUCAACGACGAAAAGCGGGCAAUGCAAUGCUUCCUGUACAUGCGUGACCCCGCCAACCCCUCCGAGCCCGACAGCUGCCACUACGCCUUCCCUUUGCCCAUCUCGCCCGUCAUGGACCCCAUCACUCUCGAACUCAUCCGCAUCGACAUCAUGCCCACCGGCCUCGAUGAGAAGACCAAGCCCGUCCAACCCUGGCACCCGGCCCCAGCGAGCGAGUACAUCCCCGAGGCGCAGCCCCAGCUGCGUACCGACCUCAAGCCACUGCGUGUGAGCCAGCCGGAGGGGGCGUCGUUCACGGUGGAGGACUUUUCAGAGCUCGGGAAGCUGGUGCGAUGGCAAAAGUGGGAUUUCAAAGUCGGUUUCAACCAACGGGAAGGGAUGGUGCUGUACGACGUGCAUUACGACAACCGGCCACUGUUCUACCGGCUGAGUCUCUCCGACAUGUCGAUUCCGUACGCAGAUCCGCGCGCACCGUUCCACCGCAAGGCCGCGUUCGACCUGGGCGAUGUGGGCGCAGGUAUCAUGGCCAACAACCUGGAGCUCGGGUGUGACUGUCUGGGGAGUAUCUACUACAUCAGCGGCGUGUUGUCCGACAGCCACGGAGAGCCAGUGGUCAUGCCGAACGUGUUGUGUCUGCACGAACAAGACAACGGCAUCCUGUGGAAGCACACCAACUACCGCACCAACCGGGCCGUCGUGGUGCGCGACCGCGAGCUGGUGCUCCAGACCAUCCUGACAGUCAGCAACUACGAGUACAUCCUGGCCUUUAUCUUCAACACAGCCGGGGACCUAGCCUACGAAGCGCGCGCCACGGGCGUGCUCUCCACCCAGCCGCUCGACGCGGACUUGACCACCGCCGCAAAACACCCAUUCGGCACCGCCGUCCAUCCGGGCGUCCUGGCCAGCUUCCAUCAGCACUUCUUCAGCCUACGCAUCGACCCCAUGAUCGGCGGGCACGGCAACAGCGUCGUGUACGACGACGCCGUCCCCAUCCCGCGGGAUCCCGCCCUCAACCCGCACGGCGUAGGGUACACCGUCCAGCGCACGCCGAUUCCCGUGUCUGGCGGGUUCGACCUUGACGCUGCCCGAGGCCGCGUGUUCAAAAUCAUCAACCCGACCGUGCACAACCCGGUCAACGACGCAGCCGUGGGGUACAAGCUGAUGAUCCCGCCGGUGCAGACGAUUCUAGCAGACGCGGAGAGUUUCCACCACCAGCGGGCCGAGUUUGCCGACCGCAGCGUGUAUGUGACGCGGUAUGCCGAGGGAGAGUUGUACGCGGGCGGGACGUACACGAACCAGAGCCGCGGCGGAGCGGGCGUGCGCGGGUGGGCGAACCGGAGAGAUGACUUAACGGACAAGGGGGAUCCAGUGGUGUGGGUGCAGUUUGGGAUUAAUCAUAUUCCGCGUGUUGAGGAUUUCCCCGUUAUGCCGGCCGAGACGCUGCGGGUGAUGCUAAGGCCUGUCAACUUUUUUGAGAGAAAUCCGGCGAUUGAUGUGCCGAGCAGUCGGCAGGAGAUCAACUGUAGUGUUAGCUUGAAUGGGUCAGGGGACAAGACAGUGGAAGGGAAACUUAAGGGGUUGACGCUUGGGGGUGAAGGUGGGAAACUGAAGGCUGCCUGUGCAUCUCACGGUGGGAUUUGA